CCAUAGCUAUCGCCCAUCCCCAAUUGGCACUAGUUCAUUCGCGUCUAUUUUGUACGCGAAACAGUAAAAAAAGAAAAGAAAUAUUUGUACUAUUUUUCUAACGUUUAUACGCUUUUUAUAAAUGAAGACCCAGCCACAGAUAAUGCUGUGAGGACCCGAUUCUGAUAGGCGAGAGCAAAGCGCGAACACCCUGCGGAAGGCCCAUAUCCCCCAAAAAACCGAAUCGAGUGCGGAAAAUGAUGUAAAACGGGGGAAAUCUAAACCUGAAAGGCCCCACACAGCACAGCCACAAAAUGGAAAGGCACUAGCAGCAACAACAUCAGAGAAGCGCCCAAGAUGAGCAUGUCGUGGCAUUUUUGAAGCAUCGAUCUUAGUUUGUUAGCCAGCUUUCUGUUCAAGUCACCGAGGUACCACAGUCUCCCUCCACUAUUCCAUCAGAUUCAACUGCAGCUUCGAAUCCCGAAUCCAGACUACCUAAUCCCAGCAAGAGCAGUCCAUGAUGCAUAUCAAAAGCCUGCCCCAUGCGCAUGCCGCUGCUACGGCGAUGAGCAGUAACUGCGACAUUGUCAUAGUAGCUGCCCAGCCCCAAACCACCAUAGCAAACAAUAAUAACAAUGAGACGGUAACCCAGGCCACGCAUCCGGCUCACAUGGCGGCGGUUCAACAGCAGCAGCAGCAACAACAACAACAACAGCAGCAGCAGCAACAUCAUCAGCAGCAGCAACAGCAGUCGAGCGGACCACCCUCUGUGCCGCCGCCACCCACGGAACUCCCCUUGCCCUUCCAGAUGCACUUAAGCGGGAUCUCGGCGGAGGCGCAUAGUGCCGCCCAAGCAGCGGCCAUGGCCGCUGCUCAGGCUGCAGCAGCCCAAGCUGCUGCGGCGGAACAACAACAACCGCCGCCACCACCGCCACAUCUGACGCACCUGACCACGCAUAGUCCGACAACGAUCCACAGUGAGCAUUACCUGGCCAAUGGACAUAGCGAGCAUCCCGGAGAGGGCAACGCUGCCGUUGGCGGAGGGGGAGCUGUCCGCGAGCCGGAGAAACCUUUCCACUGCACCGUCUGCGAUCGUCGCUUCCGACAGCUAAGCACACUGACCAACCACGUGAAGAUCCAUACUGGCGAGAAGCCCUACAAAUGCAACGUUUGUGAUAAGACCUUCCGUCAAUCGUCGACGCUGACGAACCAUCUGAAGAUCCACACGGGCGAGAAGCCUUAUAACUGCAACUUUUGUCCCAAGCAUUUUCGACAGCUGAGCACGCUGGCCAACCAUGUGAAGAUCCACACGGGUGAAAAGCCUUUUGAGUGCGUCAUCUGCAAGAAGCAGUUCCGACAGUCCAGCACGCUUAACAACCACAUAAAGAUACACGUCAUGGACAAAGUCUACGUUCCUGUUAAGAUCAAAACAGAGGAGGAUGAGGGGUGACUAGGACGAAUGCCGUUGGCGGCACACCACCAUCAGCAGCAGCAACACCAGCACCACCACCAACAGCAGCAGCAUCAGCACCACCCGCCGCCUCCGUCCCAGCAGCAGCAGCAUAUCGACCAACGUGGAGUCACCAUAACCACGUUGCCCUCCGCCACGUCAGUGGCCCAGCAUCACCAGCAGCACCAACACAUUCAGGAUGGCUCGCCACACCAUCAUUUUAAUGUGGCCGCUCUAGGGGAUUUAUCCAGCGCUAUGCAAUUGGGCGCUGUGACGGCGGACGGGAGCUUUGUGACCAUGGGCGGCGUUGUGGUGGGUCGCAUCCAGCACACACGAGAGGAACUGCAGCAGCUUGGAGUGAUCAAGGUGGAGUCACCAUCGAAUGGUGGCACAGCCACGACGUCAGCGGCGGCGGAAACGCAACGCGAGGGAUGAGUCGAUGAGCUGCUCCUCGAGUACAUGCUCAAGGAGGAGAAUGCGGAUGAAGUGGACGAACAGGAGCAGGAGUCGGAAGUGGAAGCGGAAACAGAAGCGGAUGUAGUGGAAAUUCAGGAGCAGGAUCAGGAGCAGAAAGAGGAGCAGCGUUCGAGCCAGAAGUGAGCCAUGUUUGGUGUGUACGCUUACGUUGUUGUUAGUUGUUUAAUUGUAGCGAACAUUGUUGUUGUUGUUAAGGUUUAAAUGUGUGACUAAGAACUUACCAAGAUGAUUGUAUAGCAAACGCUUCAAAAGUAGCUAAACGAAAGGCGCCAACACCAGCACCCAGAGCUCCCCAAAAAAGAACACAAACCGUAAACAGAAACAAAUACUAAAAUAAUAGUAAAGCUAAACUAAAAACCAGAUGAAAGACCUUAGCAGAGAGUUGUCUCUAUAGCAGCGCACCCCAUCUCACAUUCACAACCCUCUCAGUCCCGGAAAUAGAUUAAAUCCCUCUCUACUCACUUAUAAAAUAACCUAAUCCUAACUAGAGUGAAAUAAUUUGCUAAUAGCAAGAGCAAACUAAACCCGAAAAGCAAAAAGCCAUUGCGUGUACGAAAAACUUAACUAAAAUACUUCCCAAAGUGCAACCCGUUUCAGAUUGUAAAUUUUUGAUCCGACUCACUUUUAAGUUGUUUAAUUUAGCAUUUAAAGCUUAAGAAAAAUUGUUGUACAACUCAAAGUUGGUUACUUUUUUUCGCCAUCUUGCAAGGGCGUGUUUUAGUCUGGGCUAACACAAAUACAAUUUGUUUAUAAAAUCAAUAGCUGAAUUAUUUAACUUCGUAAACUUGUCAGCAAAACUUAAAAAAUAUCCUGAACAGAAAACGGCAAAGAAAAAUAUUCUAAUAGUGUUAAGUGGUCGAAACUAUCUAAAUAGCUCUUAGUCCCUAGAGAGCCAUAGUUUUUAAAUCAGCGUUUUGUUAAUUUUAAUUGAUUAGUCUUAGUAGUUUUAAUUUCAGCAUUGGCAUAAUUUGGAAACACAAAAGCUGUCACGCUAGCCUUCGUUUAAAUAUUAGUUAAUGAAGUAAACACAAAGUAACGCUAAUUAAUUCAUAACUAAUUACGAUUAUGAGAUAGGAAAGCAACAAGUUCUGUACAAAGCCCAACUCCAAUUUGUAUGUAUAAAGCGAAAGCAGCGGCGUUAAGGAGAGAGUUUAACUAAAUUGUAAACGAAAACCUUUUUAAAAGAGAAAAUAAUAUUUUCUAAAAAUACAA
Drosophila simulans is the source of this 3118-nucleotide messenger RNA. It is a transcript of the gene Aef1, whose product is annotated as adult enhancer factor 1. Gene Ontology annotation, biological process: regulation of transcription by RNA polymerase II. Gene Ontology annotation, molecular function: RNA polymerase II cis-regulatory region sequence-specific DNA binding; DNA-binding transcription factor activity, RNA polymerase II-specific. The transcript has 3 exons. Lineage: Eukaryota; Metazoa; Arthropoda; Insecta; Diptera; Drosophilidae. The record is from RefSeq and is a predicted model, not a curated record. Gene Ontology annotation, cellular component: nucleus.